AUGGAGUCCGAGGGCCAUGAUCACCCGUUGUUCAUGUCUAAUAUUGACGGAAACAAGAGCCAUACAUGGGGCGAGACGCACGCUGCGGAGCACCGCUCGGAACCGGCACAGGUUGUGCAGAAGCAGCCGGUUGGCAUGGCUUGGAGUGCAGUCAAUCAAUUCGACUUUGGCCAAAAUGACGAAAUCUCUAGGCCCCGUGUCUGGCUCCCUUACGAGAAAGUCUUGCUCGGCAGCAUUACCGUGGACAUCCUCACGCUCAUUUCCAGCUGCGUCAACGGAGAGUGCUGCCCGCGAGGACCGCCGGGCUCGUCCCCACGCCCGAUUCGGGGUCCACCACGGAGUCCACCACGAAGAAGCCCUUCUCGCGAGGACCGCCGGGCUCGUCCCCACGCCCGAUUCGGGGUCCAUCACGAGAAAGCCCUCCUCGCGAGGAUCACCAUGCCCGUCCCCGCGCCCGAAUCAGACUCCGUCACGAGAAAGCCCUGCUCGAGAGGACCGCCGUGCCUGUCCCCACGCCCAAUUCCGGCUCCGUCACCAGAAAGCCCUCCUCUCGAGGACCGCCGGGCCCCUCCCUACGCCCAAUUCGGGCUCCGUCACGACAAAGCCCUCUUCGCGAGGAUCGCCGGGCUCGUCCCGCCGUCUCCCAGAGGCAUCCCGGGCCAAAGAAAAACCCGAAAAAGAGCCCAGAAAUUCGACCCAGGCGGGAGACGCACCCGCAGCCUUCGCGGCGCGAAGUCCGAAGACCGAGGCCUUCCACCGCGAAAAGGAGUGCCCCAUGCCAAGAAAAACAAUCCCAAACUUCCUCCAAGGACGCCAGCACUCAAAAAGAGUAGGUCUGCCUUUGGAGAAUCUCAGGGUACCUUAGGGUACGUUGUUUCGGGCAUGGAAGGAACCAGCACUCUGGUGGAGGGGCUCCUCGCGCCCAUGUAG
Messenger RNA from Diaporthe citri, 930 nucleotides. RefSeq lists its product as uncharacterized. Bases 1 to 930 code for a protein of 309 amino acids. The transcript is spliced from 4 exons. Lineage: Eukaryota; Fungi; Ascomycota; Sordariomycetes; Diaporthales; Diaporthaceae. The record is from RefSeq and is a predicted model, not a curated record.